AUGAACGUGCAACGGUGCAAUCUUGCGGCUCGGCUUGCUCUGAUAGCGGUGCUGCUGCAGCUCAUGUUGCUCUGCAGCACAUGCAAUGGAUACAUGAUAAUAGCAGGCGAAGAUGACGAACCGGGCAAGGUACUGUUCAACUCGUCCGUGUACAAGCUCGGCUCGGAGCGGCAGUACAAAAUCAACGCACACAAAUCGGCCCACUACGUGCACCAUCUGCUGCGGGUCGAUCCGGACAAUGGGCAAGUGAGCCUGAGGCGAAAGCUCAAGUGUGACGGCAUCUACUAUCCCACACUGUUUACGUUUUACGUCGACUCUACCUCGAACCGGUUGCGUAGUAUAGACUAUUACAGCUUACCGAUCAGGAUAUUUAUCGUGGGGCGCAAUUGUUCCGACCAGGACGAAACGGUAGCUGCCAGUUUUCGGAAGUUUUUCGAAGAGGACGAUACCGGCUAUCAUCACUACCAGCGAUACAGACGUGGGGCGGUGUAUCGCUUAGCAACGCCCGUGGAUACUCCGCUAGAGGUGCGCGAAGAGGAUGAAACGGAGCAGAAUGAUCAACGCAUGUACGGCGAGUAUUUGGGCGAUCGGUUCCAUUACUAUCGCGCCGAGUAUCCGUGGUUGGCAGCGACGAGCGUUACCAACUAUACGACAUUCCGCGAAGGGGACAUACUGUUCGAUACCGUGCUGGAGAACGAGUAUCGGCACGACAUUAUAACGCGCAAGCGGCGUGAAAUUCGCGACCUACCAGCGGACCGGAUACAUCGGAAAAUCGCCGACGCCAAGCAGUGGAUCUCCGAAACGUACGCUUCGUAUGCCAUCCACUCGACGGACAAGUGGAAGCACAUUUGUCUCAAGAAGUCACAGUACAUCAACUCGAUCAGUGCGUUUCUGCCCAAAACGGUGCUUCACCACUGUACGGUUCGGUACUUGGAUGUGAAUGACGAACGGUUUGAGAUCGAAACGCGCACUGGUGAUUUGAUUGCUACCGGCGAUCUUUGCAUACCGGAAACACUCUGGAAGGUGAUCAUAACGUAUAGCGUGAGAUGUGACCGGAAGGAUAUUAUCGAUGCCGACCAUCGGCUGAAGAUCGUGUACCAUCACCAGGAGCUGAAUGAUACGGACAUUGCCAAGCGCGUUCGGAGGGAGUUGCGCAAUCAAAGUCCCUACUUCGAACAGGCACUGUACGUCGCCUCCGUGCUGGAGGAACAACCGUCCGGUGCGAACGUUAUCACGGUGCGGGCCCGCGAUCCAGAAGACUCGCCGGUGGUAUAUUCCCUCGUCUCGCUGCUAGAUUCCAGAUCGCAGGCAAUGUUUAAGGUCGAUUCGCGUACCGGCAUCGUCACCACUUCCUCUACGCUCGAUCGUGAACUGAUGGACGUACACUACUUCCGUGUUAUAGCGACGGAUGACAGUUUCCCGCCGCGUUCCGGCACGACCACACUGCAGGUUAAUGUGCUCGAUUGCAACGAUCACACGCCGACCUUCGAGGCGGAACAGUUUCACGCGACGGUCCGCGAGGGUGUUAGCGUUGGUUCGACGGUAAUAACGAUACGGGCCACGGAUCAGGAUAUCGGUAAGAAUGCCGACAUAGAGUACGCCAUCACAAGCAUCAUCGGGGAAACGCAGGAACAAACCGGCACGGUACUGGAUGGAGGUGUCGAUACACCCCAUCCGGUGGAGAACGAUAGUGGUGGUGAUGCGCAAAAAUUCCGCAUCGAUGCACGCAGCGGUACGAUAUCGACACGAAGCGCGCUGGAUCGAGAAGUGUCGGGCAUGUACACGAUUAUGGUAACCGCAACCGAUAUGGCUACACCGCAAACGGAACGCAAAUCGGCCACCACGACUGUGUUGGUGAAAAUUCUGGACGACAACGACAACUAUCCGCAGUUUAGCGAACGUACGUACACGGUGCAGGUGCGCGAAGAUCAGUGGGCGAAUGAAAAUAACGUGGUUGCCCACAUCCAAGCGACGGAUGCCGAUCAGGGAAAUAAUGCUGCAAUUCGAUAUGCAAUCAUCGGUGGAAAUACGCAAUCACAGUUUUCCAUUGAUUCCAUGAGUGGUGAUGUGUCGCUGGUGAAACCGUUGGACUACGAAAGUGUGCGAAGCUAUCGGUUGGUGAUCCGUGCGCAGGAUGGAGGAAAUCCUUCCCGUUCCAAUACGACACAGCUGCUGGUGAACGUGCUGGAUGCGAAUGAUAAUGCGCCACGGUUCUACACUUCCCAGUUCCAGGAAGCGGUGCUGGAAAGUGUUCCGGUCGGGUAUAAUAUUGUGCGCGUGCAAGCGUACGAUUCGGACGAGGGAGCAAACUCGGAGAUAACGUACAGCAUACAGAAUCGGGACGAUGGGAUGCCGCUGGCGGUUGAUCCACGGACCGGUUGGAUUCACACAACCAAGUCGCUGGAUCGUGAAGAGCAGAGCCGUUACAGCUUCCAGGUCGUUGCUGUUGACGGAGGAAUUCCUCCAAAAUCGGCGAGCACUUCCGUCAUUGUAACGAUUCAAGAUGUGAACGAUAACGAUCCGUCAUUUAGCCCGAAAUACUACGAAGCGAUGUUGGCGGAAGAUCAACCACCGGGUACACCGGUGACCACGGUGACGGCCACCGAUCCGGAUGAAGAUUCGCGGCUGCAUUAUGAAAUCACUGCCGGCAACACACGUGGUCGAUUUGCGAUAACAUCUCAGAACGGGCGGGGAUUGAUAACGAUUGCGCAACCGUUGGAUUACAAACAGGAGCGAAGGUUUGCGCUUACCAUCACGGCAACCGACAGCGGCCAGCGGACGGACACGGCCAUUGUGAACAUAAACAUAACGGAUGCGAAUAAUUUUGCGCCCGUGUUCGAGAAUGCGCCUUACAGUGCGUCCGUGUUUGAGGACGCUCCUGUUGGUACGACCGUUCUGGUUGUGUCGGCUUCGGAUAGUGAUGUGGGUAUUAAUGCACAAAUAACUUACCUGCUGAACGAUGAGUCUGUGAAUGGACUAGGUGCGAACGAACCGUUCACCAUUAACGCACAAACGGGAGCCAUCAUAACGAACGCGAAGUUGGAUCGGGAGAGUACGAGCGGAUACCUGCUGACGGUUACGGCAAAGGAUGGGGGAAAUCCUUCUCUUAGUGAUACGACGGAUGUGGAAAUCAGUGUGACGGACGUGAAUGAUAAUGCACCGGCGUUUAAAGUGCCCCUAUACCAAGCAACAAUUCCCGAAGAUGCCUUAAUCGGAACGUCAGUGGUACAGAUCGCUGCCACCGAUCUUGACAUGGGGCUUAAUGGCCGGGUCAAGUACGCUCUCAGCCAGAGGGAUAUGGACGAAGGUUCAUUUGUGGUAGACCCCAUUUCCGGUGUGAUACGUACCAAUAAAGGGCUCGAUCGCGAGAGCAUACCGGUGUAUCAUUUGACUGCUAUUGCAAGUGACAAGGGAACGCCAACAAUGAGCAGUAGCGUUGAAGUUCAGAUUCGACUGGAUGACGUAAAUGAUUCGCCACCAACGUUUCCCUCCGAUAAGCUGACGUUAUAUGUGCCGGAAAACAGUCCAGUCGGAUCGGUGGUUGGGGAGAUAUACGCCCAUGAUCCUGACGAAGGAGUCAAUGCGAUCGUGCACUAUUCGAUCAUCGGUGGUGAUGAUUCGAACUCGUUCUCACUGGUAACACGACCGGGGUCGGACCGGGCCCAACUACUCACCAUGACGGAACUCGACUACGAAUCACCGCGCAAACGUUUCGAGCUGAUCAUUCGUGCGGCAAGUCCACCGUUGAGAAAUGAUGUGUAUGUGGAGAUUCUGGUGACGGACGUUAAUGACAAUGCGCCGGUGCUGCGUGAUUUUCAAGUAAUUUUCAACAACUUCCGAGAUUGUUUCCCCAGCGGUGUAAUCGGGCGCAUUCCGGCGUUUGAUGCCGAUGUAACGGAUAAGCUUACGUACCGCAUCCUUUCGGGUAAUAAUGCAAACUUGCUACGAUUGAACAGCUCCACCGGAGGCUUAACGCUGAGUCCGCAAUUGAACACGAAUGUGCCGAAGUUCGCCACGAUGGAGGUGUCGGUAACGGAUGGGAUUAAUGAGGCGAAAGCGAUCAUGCAGCUUAUCGUACGGUUAAUUACGGAGGAUAUGCUCUUCAACUCGGUAACAGUUCGCUUGGAUGAGAUGACGGAGGAAGCAUUUCUGUCGCCGCUGUUGAGCUUCUUCCUCGAUGGGCUAGCCGCUAUAAUACCGUGUCCCAAGGAGAACAUUUUCCUGUUUUCCAUCCAAGAAGAUAUCGACGUGAGUGGAAAGAUACUGAACGUAAGUUUCUCCGCGCGCAGGCCAGAUGUGGCAUUUGAGGAGUACUACAGCUCCCAGUAUCUGCAGGAACGGAUUUAUCUAAACCGGGCCAUUCUGGCACGACUGGCAACGGUUCGGGUGCUUCCGUUUGACGAUAAUCUUUGUGUGCGCGAACCGUGUCUAAACUACGAGCAAUGUUUGUCCGUGCUGAAGUUUGGCAAUGCGUCGGGAUUUAUACACAGUGAUACGGUGCUAUUUCGACCGAUUCAUCCCGUCAACACGUUUGCGUGCAAGUGUCCGGAAGGGUUUACGGGCAGCAGGGAACAUUAUCUCUGCGAUACGGAAGUCGAUCUGUGCUACUCGGAUCCCUGCCAGAACGGUGGCAGCUGUAUGCGUCGAGAGGGCGGUUACUCGUGCGUAUGUACGGAGCAGUACACUGGAGUUAAUUGUGAAACGUCGAUCGCAGGUUUGAAACCGUGCAUUUCGGAAGUGUGCGGCGAUGGGUACAGCUGUCUUACGAGUGGACAAGGUGGACAUUGGCCACCGUACACGAAAACGUGCGAACUGAUGUCUCGAUCGUUCACGAGAAAUUCGUUCCUAACUUUCCCGGGCAUGAGGCAACGUCACCGGUUUAACAUACGGCUAAAGUUUGCGACGGUUCGUGAUAGUGGACUCCUUCUGUACAACGGACGAUAUAACGAGCAGCAUGAUUUCAUCGCGCUGGAAAUCAUCAACGGCAGGGUAAUAUUUUCAUUCUCCCUUGGCGACAAGGUGGAAACGGUGACGGUUAACCAGCAACGUAAAGUAUCGGACGGUAACUGGCACACUGUUGAGGUGAGGUACUUUAACCGCACCGUACUGCUGUCGCUAGACAGCUGUGAUACAGCAACGGCAUUGGCCGGGCUUGGAGAGCGUUGGAAUUGUGCGAAUCAAACGACCCUUGUGCUGGACAGACGGUGUGCAUCCCUGGUUGAACCGUGUCACCGAUUUUUCGACCUAACAGGCCCACUGCAAAUUGGUGGUCUGCCCAAAAUUCCCGCCUACUUCCAGAUACGUUCGCACAGCUUUAUUGGUUGCAUUUCUGACUUGUACAUCGAUCAGCGAUACGUCGAUCUGGGUGCGUACAUCGCGGACAAUGGUACGGUGGCAGGUUGUCCGCAGAAGGCAGCGUCGUGCGCAUCGGAACCGUGCUUCAAUGGUGGCACUUGCCGGGAAGGUUGGGGCGAAGGUUGGGAGUGUGACUGUCCCGAUGGUUUCACGGGCAAUGCGUGCCAGGAGUCCGUUGCGUUACCGUGGCGUUUUCACGGUGACGGCAUAUUAAGCUUCAAUCCGUUGCUUCGCCCGAUUCAGCUGCCCUGGUUGACCGCGUUUUCAUUGCGCACUCGCAAGCGUGAUACAUUCGUGAUGGAAAUCCAGGUUGGACAGAACAGCUCGGCUGUGGUGUCGCUGCGCGACGGCAUCCUGCAAUACCUGUACAACGGUGAACCGUUGCAGCUCGCUGGGGCCGACUUGGCGGACGGUCGUUGGCAUCGAGUGGAGAUUAAAUGGAUGGGAACCGAGGUGUCCCUUACGGUGGACUACGGCCAACGGAACGGUGUACUGCCGGUAACACAAAAGAUUCAAGGCUUGUACGUGGGUAGAAUUGUGAUCGGCGGAUUGGAGGGAACGAUCGGUCAGCAUUACGGUGGCCCGUCGGAAAACUACGAAGGAUGCAUACAGGAUGUGCGCGUCGGUGGUGUGCAGUCCGUGCUGAAGCGCCCAACGGUGCGCGAGAACGUGCUGGACGGGUGCGCAUCGAAUGCCAAGUGUCCCGACGAAUGUCCAGAAGAGUCUACCUGUGCGAGCAGCUGGGAUGAUGCGUACUGCGAAUGUUUGCACGGAUUCGUAGGCAACGAGUGCAAACCGGUCUGCACGGUAAAACCCUGCUCGGAUAAUGGCGUCUGUCGGGCGGACACGUUCAAUGCGAAGGGGUAUCGGUGUGAGUGCAACAGUAGCUUAAGUUCUGGAGAAUACUGUGAGAACACCGUGCAACAACCGUGCCCGGCCGGGUGGUGGGGUGAACGUAGCUGUGGACCCUGCAAAUGUAACGUAAAGCAGGGCUACCAUCCGAACUGUGACAAAGGUACGGGACAGUGCUACUGCCGGGAAAAUCACUACCAACCGGUAAACGAUACGAUUUGUCUACCGUGCGAAUGCUACACGGUGGGAUCGUACGGCAAAUCUUGCAACAGCUCGGGACAGUGCGAAUGUCGCGAAGGAGUGAUCGGUAGACGAUGCGAUUCUUGCUCCAAUCCGUACGCGGAAGUAACCCUGAACGGUUGUGAGGUUGUGUACGACGGAUGUCCGAAAUCACACUCAGCGGGUUUAUGGUGGCCGCGGACAGCGUUUGGAGAGCUAGCGGUCGAAAACUGCCCAGCACCGGCCCGGGGCAAGGGCACUAGACGCUGCGAUCAGGUGCAGAGCGGUUGGGGUACACCCGAUAUGUUUAACUGCACGUCGGAAGCAUUCCUGGACCUUCGUAAACAACUCUCCCAAAUCGAGGUGGACGGGCUGGAAUUGAACACGUUCAUUUCGGUCAAAGUGGCCGCAAAUCUGCAGCAGGCCUGCAUUAGUGUCGGUGGACAGGCUACUGAUAAGGAGGGCAGUGGAGUGCGCGAUAGCCGAAUGAAGGAUUUCUACACAAUCGAUUCUGAAAAGGCGAUGGGCGGUACCACUCUGUGGCGGGAAGAUGACUUUGAGCUGGACUAUCUGCUAAACGAUGGGCAAUCGUUCGUGCAGAGCAAACUGUAUGGUGCGGAUCUGCUGAUCACCGAUCGUAUGCUGCACGAGCUAAUGCGCUACGAGUCGUACCAGCAGGGAUUAAACCUUUCCCACAGCCAGGACAAACACUACGUUCGGAAUUUGGUAGAAAGCGCCGGGGAGAUACUGGAUCGACGUUACGCGGCCGAAUGGAAAAGGGUACACGACCUUACCGGACGUGGACCGGACGAUUUGGUGGAUGCGUUUAACCAGUACAUGAUCGUGCUGGCACGAUCACAACACGACACCUACACGAAUCCGUUCGAGAUUGUGCACAAAAACAUGGUGCUCGGCAUGGAUAUUGUAACGACGGAAUCACUGUUCGGCUACGAAUCACAGAUGGUGAAGCAGUUCAAUCAUGGCGCGAAGCAGCCAUCAAAAGGCAAACAGGAACCACCCGGUCACCAUCCCGAAACGGUUAUCCUGCCGGAUACGAGUUCGUUUUUGCAAAGCUUACCCAAACAGAAGCAGCCCAUGAUCGCGUUCCCGAAGUACAACAACUACAUACAGGAUCGAUCGAAGUUUGAUCGUCACACAAAGGUACUUAUCCCGCUGGACAUGCUGGGCAUUACGGCACCGGACAAGAACGAAAUAGUGAAUCAGAUUGCGGAACAUCGUGCGAUUUUUACCUACGCUCAGUACAAAGAUGCCGGCGAACUGUUUCCAGCCAAUUUCGAUGAAACCGUAACGCGCCGCUGGGGUGUCGAAAUGCAGAUCGCCAGUAGCGUGCUGUCGAUCGCAAUUGUAACACCUUCCACCGGUAAGGAAUCGUAUGUCCAAGCGUUCCCAUCUGCUGGCGGGGUGGAAAAACUCGCCAACAAUCAGGUGGAAACGAUUGCUCCUCCAACCGCCAAGCACGGAUCGGAACGAACGAAUGAAAAGCUAUCGCUGAACGAGAUUAAAAUAUCGAUACAUGAUAUGAGCGAUCAGGACGAAGGGCUGGACACGCUGGAUCAGCACGCACCGCAAGUCCCGAUGGUAAACACGGCCGAGACUGGGGAAGAUUUUUUCCACGAUGACGAUCUCCCUGAAACGGUGGUGCUGGCUCGAAGCGAUAAGGGUUCGUCCAUGGAACGAUCGUCCCAAGAGGAACCGUACCGGAAACGGCGUAGAAGCAUUGUAACGGCUGACGAUGGUUUCACCGAACAGCCCGAGAUGGAUUCGACGUCUCGCACGAAUUAUGUCCCGCUCGGACAAACACAUCUGAAGCAAGCGCUUAAAUUGCAAAUGUGGUUAAACAUUCCGCGGAAUCGAUUUGUGUCCCGAUCCAAUCCACAAUGCGUCCGCUGGAAUACGCAUGCAAACCUAUGGACACGGAUCGGGUGCCAGACGGAAAUACCGAACUAUGAAUCGAUCGGUAGCAACGAUACGAUUUUAGUUAAUUGCACAUGCAACCAGCUAGCCACUUAUGCGGUGCUGGUAGACAUUAUCGACCCGGAGGACAUACCGGAACCGUCGCUGCUGGUACAAAUUACUUCCUUCUCAGCGUUCAUGCUUUCGUUGCCGGUUCUGUUUGCGGUCAUCAUAUCGUUGGCGCUGCUUCGUGGACUUCAGACAAACUCAAACAGUAUUCAUCAGAAUUUGCUGUUUUGCAUUUUCUCCGCGGAGUUGCUGUUUUUCGUCGCCAUACAGGCGCGAAGAGAUCUGCUGGACAAUGAGUUCCCGUGCAAACUGGUUGCUAUUGCGCUGCACUAUUCUUGGCUGGCGGCAUUCGCGUGGACCACGGUGGAUUGCGUGCAUCUGUACCGCAUGCUAACCGAAAUGCGUGACAUUAACCAUGGACCGAUGGGUUUCUAUCAUACGAUAGGGUACGGUGCGCCUGCAUUGCUCGUGGGCCUUUCCGUUGGUGUGCGAGUGCAUGAGUACGGAAACAGUUUGUUCUGUUGGCUAUCGGUGUACGAGUCCGUUAUCUGGUGGAUGGUUGGACCAAUCGCAAUCGUUUCAGUGUUCGAUCUGUUUAUCCUAUUCCUAUCGGUAAAGGCUGCCUUCACGAUCAAGGAUCAUGUGCUAGGAUUCGGCAACUUGCGCACUCUGCUGUGGUUGUCCGUCGUGUCGCUUCCACUGUUGGGAAUUAUGUGGGUUCUAGCAGUGCUGUCUGCGUCAGAAAACUCGCAAUUGCUCAAUGUGCUCCUCUCGGCCGUGAUCAUUAUGCAUUCACUGUUUUCCGUGAUCGGAUAUUGUAUAAUCAACAAACGUGUCCGUGAAAAUCUCCACAAUGCCUUUUUGCGUUGCAUCGGUCGUAAAGUACCACUGCUCGAAUCUUCGAUCGCAAUCAGCAAUAGCUCACAGAACGUUGGUUCACCGAAAACGCCCGGCUUUGCGGGUGGUUCCGGUGGACAGUAUGAUACAGCACGGAGAAACAUUGGCAUCAGCACAUCUAGCACAACUUCACGCAGCACAGCGAAAACUAGUUCCAGUCCAUAUCGUAGCGAUGGUCAGUUUAGGCACACUUCAACUUCUACCUCGAACUACAACAGCGACGGUGUGGCUUCAUACAUGCGUGGGCAUUAUGAUGAUAGUGCUCUGCGUAAGAUUAAAAACGGUGGACGAGACGGGGAACGUCGCAGUCAUAGAAGACAUCGUCGAGAUUCGGAUUCUGGUAGUGAGACGGAUGGCAGAAGUCUGGAGCUGGCCUCGAGCCACUCAAGCGACGAUGAGGAAUCGCGCGUUGGACGUAACAGCAGCACACAUCGCAGCACCGGCGUAUGCAGUACAUCGUAUCUACCAAACAUUACAGAGCAUGUUGCGACAACUCCACCGGAGCUGCAUGUUGUGCAGAGUCCGCAGCUGUUCCCGAACGUUACACCAACCAGAUGGCCCACCCAGAAUGCUGGUAAUUAUUUACCUCCUGGAAAUGGUCGAUGGUCUCAGGAAACAGCUUCCGAUAAUGAAGCCCAUCCUCACAAAUCUCCAACAAACGGUGGUUCACUGCCGAAUCCGGAUAUAACGGAAACUUCAUACCUGCACCAGAAUCGGAUGAACAUGCCACCGUCGAUUUUGGAAAACAUUCAAGAAAACUACAACAUCGGCUACUCCAACACAGACCUACGCGGUGAUCGAAAUUAUAGUAAUUACGGUAAUGCGGAUAACUAUGUGCCUCCGGCAGAUUACGCAAAGCGGUACGAUUCGCAAGCAUCGGUCAACCCUUCCAGUACUCUUCCCCAUCAUUACGCAUCCUCGGUGAAUGGCAGUACUGGUGGAGGGGUACCGAUCGCUGAAGCACGCCAUACAGGUUCGAUGCAGGUCAUCAAUCAUAUGCGUGCAUACCAGCACGAAAAUCCGUACGCACUGAAAGAAUCGCUGUACGAGCGGUCCCGAACGCUUGGAUAUGGUUCGAACGCUGGAGGCGCCGAGUCACCGUACCACGGACAUCCACUGACUGCUCCAAAUGAUUUGUACAGCCCACCCGGUUCGCAUGUCAUGUCAUUCAAAUCGAGCGUGCAAUCGCUGCUAAAGAACGACUAUCAGCAACAGCAGCGCCAACACCAUAAGCACCAUCAGGCAGGAAAUGGUGGCGAAUCGGACCGAAUGUCGGAAGGGUCCGAUAAAAAUCCGUACAAUUUCCCGUAUACCGCCGAGGAGGACCAUCUGGUGCACAACGGUGGUUCGAGGAUGCAUCACACCGGUGCGAUGGACAACAUGGGCCAAAUGGAGCAUAUUGCUUCCUCUCCACCGCCCCCACAGCUAGUUAUGCGUGGCCCUGAUGGGCUUUCACCUGCACCGUUGCAAUCCAUAGGACAGAUCAACGGUGGAAACGAUAGCUGGUGUUGGGACCGUCUAAAAAUGUUAGAAUAA
Anopheles marshallii is the source of this 10842-nucleotide messenger RNA. RefSeq names its product protocadherin-like wing polarity protein stan (gene stan). The transcript is spliced from 7 exons. Gene Ontology annotation, molecular function: calcium ion binding; G protein-coupled receptor activity. Gene Ontology annotation, biological process: homophilic cell-cell adhesion; G protein-coupled receptor signaling pathway; cell surface receptor signaling pathway. Bases 1 to 10842 code for a protein of 3613 amino acids. NCBI's taxonomy places the organism in Eukaryota, Metazoa, Arthropoda, Insecta, Diptera, Culicidae. Gene Ontology annotation, cellular component: plasma membrane. The record is from RefSeq and is a predicted model, not a curated record.